AUGGGGGCCAGGACCCCUAAGGCGACCCGCAGCCUCAUCAGAGAACAUCACAUGGAUGUAGGCUCCAGUGCCCGCUCCGCCACUGGCUGGCUGGAAAAGCCCCUCCCCCAGUGGGGCCCAGGACAAGUGGCCGCGUUCCUAGGGGGCACCGUGGCCGUGGUCCUCAUCCUUGCCGUGGCUCUUGCUGUCCUCUUACUGCAUCGCCGGCAGCAGAAAAGCUGGCUGGAGACGGACGGUGGUGGGACUGCCCUGCCCUCCUCCCAGAAUCUGGAGCCUCCUCCCGACCGGCAGAGCUACCUUGCACCUGAGGACAUCCAGAUUCUCCACCUGGAGCCGGGGAAGCGGCAGCAGCUGCAGCAGGAGCGGGAAGAACAAGAGCAGCUGCCCCUGCAGGCCCCCUACUGUGAUCUGGGAACCGCCCCCCACCACCCCUCGGACUCUGGCCUAAAGGACACUGAUGUCCACUAUGCAGAGCUGGACAUCUCCACCCUGGAGGUCAUGUCAGAGUCACGGACCACCGUGCCAGGGCCUGGAGAGGUUGUGGAAUACGCCACCAUCCAGUUGAGUCCGCCCCAGCACAUGACCCCUAGCCACCCAGCCCUGCCUCUGGACUACAGGCCCCCCGGGCUGAAGGGGCUGAAGAGGCUUCAGGGGACCUUCAUCUUCCCCACCAAUACUUCCCUUCUCAAGAGCCCUCCUCCCAUCCAAGAUCUAUAA
Molecule: messenger RNA, 717 nt
Organism: Leptonychotes weddellii (Weddell seal)
Lineage: Eukaryota; Metazoa; Chordata; Mammalia; Carnivora; Phocidae
Source: RefSeq, a predicted model, not a curated record